Cinclus cinclus is the source of this 2488-nucleotide messenger RNA. It is a transcript of the gene TRMT10A, whose product is annotated as tRNA methyltransferase 10A. Gene Ontology annotation, biological process: tRNA N1-guanine methylation. Gene Ontology annotation, cellular component: cytosol; nucleus; nucleoplasm. Lineage: Eukaryota; Metazoa; Chordata; Aves; Passeriformes; Cinclidae. The transcript has 8 exons. The coding region runs from base 58 to 1056 and encodes 332 amino acids. The record is from RefSeq and is a predicted model, not a curated record. Gene Ontology annotation, molecular function: tRNA binding.
CCGGGCGCGCGCGCGGGGCGGCUCGCGGAGAACUGGUGAGCAGAAAACUUGUUUUUAAUGAAAUACCCGGCAGGGGCUGAGAAACAAAUCAGAAAACCCAGCAAAAAGCUAAUGUCAUCUGAAACACCCACAGAGGUGCCAAUGGAAAAUGCCCUGUUUCCUGAAGUUCCUGAUGUGGAAGGAAAGGCAAAGUCAAAUGACAAUCCAGUAGAGGGACUGGAGGCAGGCUCUGGCAAGGAAGAAUGCCUUGAGUCCAUGUCCAAGAGGCAAAGGAAGAAGCUGUUGAAGCAGAAGCAGUGGGAAGAACAGAAAGAUCUACGGAGGCAGAAACGAAAAGAAAAACGCCAGAAGAGAAAACUAGAGCGUCAGUCAAAAUUGGAUUCCAGUAGUGAGGGGAAUGACAGGAAGUGCAUGCGCAGGGAAGUUGUUCCUAGCACACUUCGCCUCAUCGUGGACUGCAGCUUUGAUGACCUGAUGGUGUUAAAGGAUGUUAAGAAGCUUCACAAGCAGAUUCAGAGAUGUUACGCAGAAAACCGCAAGGCAUUCCAUCCUGUGCAGUUUUACUUGACCAGCCAUGGGGGACAGUUGAAGACCAACAUGAAUGAAAAUGACAAAGGAUGGGUGAAUUGGAAGGAUAUCCAAAUUAGAACAGAGCACUACAGUGAGCUAAUAAAGAAAGAAGACCUAGUAUAUCUUACCUCAGAUUCCCCAGACAUUCUCAGAGAGCUUGAUGAGAAGAAAGCCUAUGUGAUUGGAGGACUGGUGGAUCACAAUCACCACAAGGGAAUUACUUACAAAAAAGCUGUAGAGCAGGGAAUUGGUCAUGCACAGCUCCCACUUGGAAACUUUGUCAAAAUGAACAGUCGGAAAGUGUUAGCUGUCAAUCAUGUGUUUGAGAUCAUCCUUGCAUACCUGGAGAAGAGGGACUGGAAGGAGGCCUUUUUCAGCAUCCUGCCACAGAGGAAAGGGGCUGUUCCUUUGGGAGAAGCCAAUGAUUCAUCCAAACAUGCUCUGUCUGGAAAAGAAGAUGAGGACAAUGACUCAGACAGCAACUAGGCUUCAGAAUCAGAUGAUGGAUAGAUGAAACAUGCAGUUUUUGGAAUAAAACUGGGACAUGAAGCAGUUUUACUUCAAAGACCAUCUGCCCUUGUAAUGCUGAAUUGUCUCAGUGCUUGGUAGAGCCAGAGCUGUUUCUGUGCAUGAAGGCUUAAGUUAAAUGCAGGUUUUUACUCUGAAACUUCAUUAUAAUAGCUUUUAAAAGAAAACAAUAAUGGCAAAUGCAGCAUUUUUUUUUCCCAGGGAAGCUGUUUAAUUUAAUUUUUUAAAUAUUAUUUUUUAUACAUACCAAGUUGGGUGUAAAUGUCAAGAGCAUCAGUAGUUACUAUUUUAAUGUAUGCAUUCCUGUCUCCAUUUCUGUUCAAGAGUUUUCUUAAAAGCAAUGUAUGGCAAGUGUUCCGUUGGCUCCAAAACCUGUACCACUAGUGCCUGCUGCAAAGCGUGCAUCAACACUCAAAACAAAAAUUCUGACUUUCCUGAGCAUCUCAACAGACAAUCACAAGCAACUGAACUGCAUGGUUAAUACAUUGUUUUUCGUUAGCUGGGUUCAGUAGGUGAAGUAUGUGGGGUUAAGCCAGUGCUUUAUACUUGAGCUUGAGAGGGAUGGUGUUAGCACAGAUGCAAAAUAUGUGCCUUGGUUGGCACACUGCACACUGAGGUGACUCAAUUACUUUUGAUUUUUUUCUUCAUAUUCUCAGGAAAAUUGAUCACACAGCCUCAGAACACCACCAGGAAAGAGGAACUCUUCCUUACAGGUCACUCAGAUUCAGUAUUCCUGUGUAAUCACAUGAUCCUGUGUGUAUUGUGUUGUCUAUCAAAUACUUCUCAUUGUUAAAAAAAGUCAUAAUCUUAGUCUUGGCUGGAUGUUCUGAUUCAUCAAGUGACUACUGGCAAAGUAGUGAAGUGGACACCUUGGAAGUGAGGCUUUGCUUCAGCCCUGUGAACCCACUUACCCCUUUCUUCUCCAGGGAGGAGCUAGGUAGCUGCAGUGCCUAAGUGCAGCUCUCACACAUGAGAAGAACAUGAGGACAUGGCAUCCCAGCUGUUCCUCUCUGCUGAGCUGCAGAGGGCUGAUUCAAGUAUGGCUUGCCUUGUGCCUGUUUUUAUUCCUCCCCUGAUGUUAUUGGUUUCAAGUGGAGACUGCAAGUGGGAUCCCUGUCAGUCCCUAUGGUCUAUAAAGGCUUGGCAAUCAACUGGUUAUGACUUGCACACUUAUUGCACUUCUCUAUACUUUCUAAAAGGCCGAUAGAAAAGUUUCUUCUGUUAAAAGGAUGCAUUGUGGUUUGUUGCUGAAGUUCCACAGGGCUUUUGUUAGGCUUUAAAAACUGUGAUUGUUUUGUUGAAGAAACUAGAUCAGUCUUUUCAUAAAAGCACUGCUGGUUUUACUUCUGUAACAAAAAAGGCAGCAUAAAUGUACCCACCCAAAUCUGUU